This is a messenger RNA of Syngnathoides biaculeatus (alligator pipefish), 3167 nucleotides long. RefSeq names its product threonine synthase-like 1. Gene Ontology annotation, biological process: amino acid metabolic process. Gene Ontology annotation, cellular component: cytoplasm. Gene Ontology annotation, molecular function: pyridoxal phosphate binding. Lineage: Eukaryota; Metazoa; Chordata; Actinopteri; Syngnathiformes; Syngnathidae. The record is from RefSeq and is a predicted model, not a curated record.
ACUCUCAAUAGAUGUUUACCAUUCCGAGGGAAAUUAUAAAAUCCCCCUUAAUCUGCAUUUAUAACUAUGCAAUAAUAAUAGCCCAUAGCAAUAAAUCAAAGUGAGGCGUGAAUACAAUUGAGUUCAAUAUAUAAAAUAUGCAACUUUCGAGUAACCCUGAACGCACCGUAGAACCUUUGUGCACGAAAAUAGCAAACUGGGCUCGUAUGAGGACAAUAAAAAAACAAGUCAGAAAAGAAGGUGACGAGUUUAAAUUAUUUGUACAACGAUACUAUACACAUAUAUUACGUUUAUGAUGAGAGACGGGAGAGAAACUUUCGCGUAACGGAUUUGUCCCUCCGAACCUGCCGUAGUUGUUUUGACAUUGCAGCAUGGCGUCGACCGACCGCAACAAAGUUUGCAUCUCGUCAUCCGGAGUCCACUAAAGCAUCAUUAUUUGGACCUGAGGGGCGGCUACAUUUGACGCAAAUGUUGUAAAAUACAUAAAGAAUGAAUGCAAUUUGUCGGCAUCAUAUGAAACUCUACAAUGACAUUGGAGAGCCUCUCCUGCGUCAGUGCAUGCAUAAAAUUUGCGAUGGAUUUCCGAGGAGCGGGUCAGCUUGCUCUCGGGGCAUUUCGGGGCAGCCCGGUUCCGUCUUGCACGAGAAAUUCACGACUUUCCACCCGGACCUCCGCUGCUGGACAUCUCCAAGAGAAGAACAUCGUCAUCAUGGGUCCACCCGGAGCGGGGAAGACCACAGCGGGCCGGAUUGCGGCCCGCAGACUGCGACUGCCAGCCGUUGACGUGGACGACGAGUGGAAGAUGCCCGUCGCCGCCAAGCUGGCGGCCGUCGGCGGCGGCGAGCGCUUCCUGGAGGAGGAAGGUCAAGUGUUGUGUAACUUCUCAGCCUCCGGGUGCGUCCUUUCCCUGACGGGUUCCAACCCUCUUCACGCCGAAGCCAAGCACCGCGUCAAACAAAGCGGCCCGGUGGUCGACCUGGACGUGGACGGGGAGGACGUCCUUCAGAGGCUCCGCAGAAUGAAAGUGGACAGGAUCGUGGGCCAAGCAGCCGGGCGGUCCAUCGGGGACAUCCUGCGCUACAGGAAGCAGUUUUACGAGCGCUGGCUGGAUACGCGGGUGCUGCGCGGUCGGGGGGACGCGGCGGAGGAGGUGGCGGAGAAGGCGCUGCAGGCCGUGGAGAGAUUUCACAACCACGCCGCGGAGACCUUCGUGUCAACCAGGGCUGAUGGCCAAGGAUCCAAAGUUCUCUCCGGUGACGUGGCGGUGGGUUCUGGUCUCUCCGUCCCCGAGCGCGGCUUCCCGAGGAUACCGCAGGGUGAGUGGUUGCGACUCGUCGGUAUGUCUUAUCCAGAGCGGGCGUUGCUAUUACUGGAGAAGUGCAUCCACCCGUCCGAUUUGAGAGAAAUGGUCUACAAGGCCUACGGGUCCAACUUUUCUUCCGAGGAGGUGGCGCCCGUCAAGCACCUGAUGGACAGCACGUACGUCCAAGAGCUUUUUCACGGCCCCACCGCCUCCUUCAAAGAUUUGGCCUUGCAGCUGACGCCCCAACUCUUCGCCCACUGCCUGCCGCCCACGUGCAACCCCUUGAUCCCGGUCGCCCCGUCCGGCGACACGGGCAGCGCCGCGCUCGGCGGCUUCGGCGGUCUGCGCGACGCCGACAAACGGGAGGACGGCGUGAGCCGCGUCCAGAAGCUGCGGAUGACCGGCUGGAACUUCGACUUCUGCCAGAGGAGCGUCAAGGGGAUGUUUGGCGAGGCGGGCCUGUCGGGGCACCUCGCCGUGCUGAGCACCGCCAACUCCAUCAACUGGGCUCGUUUGUUACCACAGGUGCAUCCCGACGGGUAACUUCCCGUCCGAAAGGUCAUCUGCGCGUCCAACCCCAAUCGGGUCGUGUCGGACUUCGUCAACACGGGCGAGUACGACCUCCGCGGACGCCGCCUGAUGCCCAGCCGCUCCCCGGCCGUCGACAUCCUGAAAUCGUCCAACCCGGAGAGGUUCGUCUACCGCGUCUCGGGCGGCGACGGGCCGCUCGUCAAGGACUUGUUCGUGGGUUUAGACGGACGGCGGCGCUAGCUUCUCGGCAAGAUGCGACAGGAAGUGCAAGCCGACUGGCGCUCGGAACACGACUGCCUGGCCGCCAUCCGGAGCGUUGGCACGGAGGCCGGCUACCUUAUGGACACGCACACGGCCGUGGCUAAAGUUGUGGCGGACGGGCUGCGGGACCGCACCUGCCCCGUGGUCAUUAGUUCCACCGCUCAUUACGGCAAAUUUGCGCCUGCCGUCUUUGAAGCUCUGCAAGUGGAGAACGUUCCGGAGGAUCCUUUGGAGCAGCUGAGGAAGCUGCAGCGUGCCGCAUCCAGACCGGCGAAGAACGGGGCCCUGAUGGAUCGCCUCCGAGACCGAAACAGACGGGAACACGCAGUUUGUGAAGCAGAUUACGGAGUGCUGGUAGAACAAGUGGAGAACAUGAUCCGGGACUCCUUCCUUCGAGUCACGUUAGACCUUCACAACCAGAGCGGAACCUGGACUAAUACGUGCGGAUGGACUUGAAUGAGCAGAAGCACGCAAAGAUUUUUUGAAGGCAACAGUCAAGUCAAUCACCUGACCCGAACCCGAUUGAGCAUGCAUUUCACGCGUUGAAGACAAAACUGAAGGUAAAAAUGCCCCAAGGACAGGACAAAAGUGAAGCCUGUUGCAGGAGAGGCCGGGCCAAGCGGCGCCAAGGGCGAAAUUUGGCGUCCGUUGAUGUCCGUUGAAUGUGAUUGACGAUUGUUCAUUUGUUCCAUUGAUUUUGGUCCAUCAAAAGCGGGUUCAAUGGUUCCUCCGACGUUGACCUGAUUUGCAUGGAAAGAGUCUGAAAGGAAGGCUGACGGCGUUGGGUUCGUUUCAAAUCCUUGCCGGUGGCGUUUCCAGGCAAAAAGAGGAGAAUUGUGCUCACCUCCCAAUAUUGACGGGCCCGAGUGGACGGGGUUGCGACUUAGCGGGUCGUUACCCCGGCGACCGACAAGGUGCCGCUGCCGCCCGCUGACUUGUUGGAUCUCAUUAGAUUGUGUACCUAAUGAAGUGUCCUGCGAGCGUACGAAAUUGCAGCUCGUCCCGGCGGCGAUAUGAAACCGAGCAUUACGUAAUAGAGCCCAGGCAGGGGGGGAGGGGGGCACAUUCAGCA